This is a messenger RNA of Diachasmimorpha longicaudata, 2595 nucleotides long. RefSeq names its product cilia- and flagella-associated protein 36. The transcript has 5 exons. NCBI's taxonomy places the organism in Eukaryota, Metazoa, Arthropoda, Insecta, Hymenoptera, Braconidae. The record is from RefSeq and is a predicted model, not a curated record. The coding region runs from base 294 to 1355 and encodes 353 amino acids. Gene Ontology annotation, cellular component: axoneme; ciliary base.
UGUUUUAUUGAAUACAAGGAUUGAGUACAUUUGCAUGCAACACGAACAUUACAUUGACUGUACUACCAGCAAACUGUUGUUUGUUGUGAUUUAGAAAUGAUGGAAUCACCAUGGGAACGUUUUUACGAAUAAUUUUAAUGACAAUUCGAUAGAAUUCCGACCGUUCUUGUCACCAGUAGCUCAAUCUCGAAUAUUUAUCAAAUUACACAGUUGUGUACUUAAGUCUUCGAAGGGUCUAACUGAAGAACUAGGAGAGGAGAGGAUCAAGCCAGUGAGAACAUAAAUUUUGGAUUAUGGGGAACGAAGACAGUGGCUGGGUGUUCGACUCCCUCGUGGGGUUCCUGAAAGGGCCCAUUUGGUCUUCCCCGUUGCUGACAUUCGUUGAAGAGCGAUCCAUCAUUUUCGAGCCUGAAAUGGAAGACAACAAGGAAUACUUCGAGGCCUAUCAGGAAUACAAAAACCUGGUGGAUCUCCUCUUGGGUUCGUACAUGGAAGACAUGGGAAUAACACCUGAACAAUUCGAGCAUGCAUGUACUGUAAACAAACAGACGAAAAUACCUGUGCAGUUUCAACAGAGCCUCUUCGAACAAAUAUGGGCUGCGAACGAAUACCUGGUUUUCAAGCGAAUGAUGAUACAAAAAAAUUUGGAACUUCAGUUGCAAGCUCUCAGCAUGAUUGAACAGAAAUUUGGACUGACUCCAGCGUCAUUAACUUGUGGGCCGGAUACACAUCUCCCUCAGGAAGAGUUAGUAAUGGAUGAAUUACUCAGCAAACAAUCUCAGGAGGAAGAUCCAACCGAGGAAACCGAGGAAGACCUCAAGAAGGAGCACGAGAGAUUGGCCAACAAGUACGCGAGUGAAAAAGCGGCGCUGAAGGAAGCCCUAAAUAUCUCAACAAAUUCAUUACUUUCAUUUACUGACGUAAAAGAACCUUCGGAGGAUUGCCAGGCGACUGGAGACCCCUGGGACGGGGACUUAAUACCUGAGCUAUUGAAGAGACCUUCGCCCCUGCCUUCAAUCUCCAAUUUGCGAGUAGCUGAUGAGGGGAGAAGUGGAGGAGAAGCCGGACAACAAAUCGUUGAAAAACUGCCUAUUGAACCGGAGAAUCAGGAAGAGAUGAAGAAACGGGAGGAGUACCUCAAGGAGAGAAGAGACCAAUUGGUAGCGCUGAAGAAGCAGGCGCGCUGUCAAUACUUGGAAACAGUCAAGAGACGUCCAAGUACAGCGAGAAAUGUUGCUGAGGCCACGAUGAAGGGGGAAUCGAACCUUGAGAACACUCCAGCACCCGAUCCAUCGAUUAUUCAAGUACGUAAGGCACUCGCUGCUCGGCUCAAAGCUGAAGUGGUCGAUCCAUAACAACUCUACUUCACAUCAUCGAUUGCCUAAAGAAUUUUUCCUUCAUCAAUUGAUAUCGUGAUUGUUUAAGAAUAAUUGUGCAUUGAGAAAAGGAAUCGAGAGGAACACGUAGUGAAUUCGUAGCUGAUAAAGUCCCUAGUCAAUAAAAUAUUGUAUUUAUGGUUUAAUUAAUUAAAUUAUUAAUGCUUUUUUUUGUUACAAGAAACUUAAAGGAGAUUGACUAGAAAUCUGAUCGUCAAAUGUCUGAUUACAUCGACGAGAAAUAAAUUCAUUAGUAAAUGUAAUAAUUUUUCUUCUGCAGAAAAAACAAAUUCUUGAAGAGUUUUCUCACAUUUUGUUUUAUAAAUCUGUUCAUAAUUCGUUACCAGAUGAAUUUAGAUAAAUAAAAGCAUUUACUUCACCAUUGAAUAACAGAUUUACGUUUUUUGAGUGCAGAAUGAACCAGAACAAUUAAAAAAUUCUCUAGUACUUUAAUUUAAUUACAUUAAUUCAUUUGAAGUUUCCGAAGUGUCAGCGAAAGAUCAGUAGAAAUUGAAUGAAUAAAUGUACUGAUACAUAAAAUAUAUCUUCUGAAAUAUAUUUUCAUUUUGGCACGAGGAACGUACGACUCUUUUGUAAUUUUUUUUUUAUAAAAUUCAGCGCUCAUUAAAAAGGGUCUUCACAUUAUUUUCGUAAAUUGAUUUGUUUACUAGAGAGAUUCACCGGAAUAAAGCGCUUGCUCUAGUAUUGAUCGAGAAAAUAACAGAUUUCAAGUGCAAUACCGUGAAAAGUGGAUGGAAAAUCUCCGGACACUUCGUGACAAAUGAUUUUUUCAAGAUGAUUACAUAUAAUUUGUGACGCAAUGCCGAGGUCAGAGCGUGAGAAAUGCAGAAAUGACGUCAGUGGCGUGAAAUUUACACGAAAUUAUCUUAUUAAUACUUGCAUUACUCUCAAGUUUCCAGAAUGUUUGAGUCAUCGAAAACAUUCGAGGAAAUCAUCGCGUAAUAGUGGAGUAGAUUACUCAUGUCUCUGUAUUUUGAGGACCAAUAUGUUGUUAUUUAUUCGGUAGAAAUCGGAUUAAAGAUAAUUUUGCAAGUGGAAAAUUUCUUGCAUUCAAUGGAUUGUUGGAUCGGUUGGAACGACCCACCAAGAACACAUGGAAAGUAAUGAAUAUUGGGAAGAAUUAUUAGAAGAUUUCUCUAUUUAAAAAAUAUUACUUAAAUUAUUUUACAUAUAAAAUUAUAUACUACGUAUAAAAUAU